Colias croceus (clouded yellow) is the source of this 838-nucleotide messenger RNA. RefSeq names its product deoxyuridine 5'-triphosphate nucleotidohydrolase (gene dUTPase). Lineage: Eukaryota; Metazoa; Arthropoda; Insecta; Lepidoptera; Pieridae. The record is from RefSeq and is a predicted model, not a curated record. Bases 324 to 767 code for a protein of 147 amino acids. Gene Ontology annotation, molecular function: dUTP diphosphatase activity; magnesium ion binding. The transcript is spliced from 3 exons. Gene Ontology annotation, biological process: dUTP catabolic process; dUMP biosynthetic process.
CCUAUGUCAUUUACUAUUUUCGCGCCAUUUCAAUAACAAGUCAUUUUCGAUUUUGGGAUUGCGAAUUUGGAUAGGAUUACAGAUUUUACUGUUGAGAUUCACUAAAUUCACUUUACCGGUUACGUUCAGGUUCAUCUAUAUUUCAUAUUACUUACUGUACAUUCCAAUAACAGUAUUCACUAUUCAGUUAUUCAGUCUACUACAACGUUUGUGGGUUUUUUCAAAUAACAUCAAGCAAAGUUGUUAUUUUUAAUUUUAUCCAAUAUUCCCCAGUUAAAAAGUUUUCCAAUAUUUUACAAAACAUACUAUUUGGAUUAAGAAGGAUGUCAUCUAAUCCAGAAGUAACUUUAAAAUUCACACGUUUAACGGAAAAUGCUUUCCCUCCUGUUAAAGGUUCUGAAAAAGCAGCUGGUUAUGACUUAAAAAGUGCCUAUGAUUAUAUAGUUCCAGCAAGAGGUAAAGAGUUAGUUAAAACAGACUUGCAAAUUGAACUUCCAUCAGAAUGUUACGGACGGGUAGCACCUCGUUCUGGUUUAGCUGUUAAAAAUUUCAUUGAUGUAGGAGCUGGUGUUAUUGAUGAGGAUUAUCGCGGUAAUGUUGGUGUGGUUCUAUUCAAUCAUUCUGAUCAAGAUUUUCUUGUGAAGAAGGGAGAUAGAAUAGCUCAACUAAUAUGUGAACGAAUUUACUAUCCUAAAUUGGAAGAAGUUGGAGUAUUAUCGGAAACAAAUAGAGGUGAUGGAGGAUUUGGAUCUACUGGAACCCAGUAAUGUACAAAUUAAAAACACCAAAUUUUAGUACAUAUAAAUUUCUUAUUAAUAAUAAAAAAUAUCUGAAAAUA